UCGUGUAUUGGCUGAUUAAAACUUGUAAAGUUGCAGCAACAACAACUCCUGCUGCCAAAUAAAAUAAACCGCCUUCAAGUGCUACCGCUUAAUGUGUUGUGGUGGUUGCUGUUGUUGUUCUGGUUGUUGAUGAUGUUUGUGUGUGGCUCUAUAAUGGCUUAAAGUAGCUAGCUGUUGAUUUGAUGUGUGUGUUUUAAACGUUGUCAACACGUUUUUUUCGCCCAACAUCUUAAAACAUGUUUACGAUCACUAAAGUGAGAAGAGAAGCUGAGCUGAGCUGAGCUACGCUAUGAUAUGAUAUGCUGAGUGUAGUGUGGAGUGUGGUGUAUGUAUGCUGUGUGUGUUUUGAGCAGGGUCUUUAAGCCAAGUUAAUAUCAGUAGACAAAGUGUAAGCUGUGGAUACAGUUGAUGUAAGUGUCAUGUCAAUAAGACAAGGAAUCAUAACGCAAUUUGACGUUAAUGCAAACGGUACAAUACAGAAAACCCUAAACGGGAAGUGAUACAAUUUCUUUUUUUUUUUUUUUGGUGAAAAUAAACAAAAUAAUUUUUAAAGAAAAAUUUAUUUAUUAAAUAAAAAAGAAAAACUAAAUAAUUAUUAAAAAUAUUAUAAAACUAAAGAAAAAAAGUGUUUUUGAAAAGAAAAUUAAGUUAUGAACGAUUUAAAAAUGGGUUUUAAACAAUCACUCUUACAACGUUUACAACAUAUUGAAAUGUCGGCGCCACAAUCUAAAUCUAGCGCAGAAUCCAAGGAUUCAAAUAAUACACAAAUCACCGAUUUUAGCAUACAAAGAAUAUUGGCCGAUAAUAAGCAGCUAAUCGAGAAUGGCUGCAAAUCAAAAUCUCCCAGUUCUACACAACAAGAUACACCUCCCUCUAGCCCUAAACUAUAUGCUCCCAUAGCCACUAAACCAACGAAUGUAGCUACAGCAGAUAUAUUGGAUUUAUCGAAAAGUAAACAAACCGAUUCGUAUUCACACCCUUUGCUGGCCUCUCCACCCUCCAGUAAUGAGUUUCCUUUUAAUCCCACACCCAACUAUGCUGGUUUUCAUCCCAACAUAUUGGCUGCUGUAGCCGCCGCAAAUGCUCAAAAAUUCUAUGCUCAAUUUUUGCCUCAUAUGUUUCCCGCCGGUUUUUAUAAUACUGCUGCAGCAAGUGUUCAAAGACCUACGAUGCUGCCCUAUCAAAAACGUUAUUUUGCUCCUUAUGUUUUAAAUUCGCAACAAACACCGGCGGCUACACAACCACCACUUACACCACCAACACCCACUUCUACGACAAGUUCUUCGGCCCAACAACAACAUCAACCAUCUACACCCACCCAUCAACAUUCUUCCAACAAUAGAUUUAUGUGCUCUCGUCCCGAUUGUCUAGAUUGUUUAGAUUCUUACUACAAAUCCUCCCCCUUUCCUUACAAAUCUCCCAUACUAUCACCAGCUGCCUCGACCGUGAGUUCUAGCAGUUCUUAUCAUUCUAAGGCACAAAAAGAGGUUCUACUGGGAUCAUCCAAUAUUUCCUUGACCUCUGUUACUAAUAUACAUCUGACGACAGCAAAAACGGUUCGCGAAUCACACUUGAAUGCUGCAUAUGAGAAUCGUUCGAGCUUGGCUUCAACUGCUGAAGAGAUUAGCUAUAAAUGUCGUAUAUGCGAUAAAGUUUUUGGCUGUUCUCAGACAUUGCAGGCUCAUGAGAAAACCCAUAAAUCGCCCCGCUACGAAUGCACCGAUUGCGGCAAGGGAUUUUCACAAUUGCGCAACUACAAAUAUCACCUCUCCGUUCAUCGAGGAACCAAAGAAUUCGCUGCCGAGUGUCCAGAAUGCGGUAAAACCUUCAAUGACAAAGGUUAUCUUAGCAGUCACAUGAAAAUACAUCGCAAUAAGAAAGAAUAUGAAUGUCCUUACUGUCCUAAGUCUUUCAAUCAAAGAGUUGCCUUCAAUAUGCAUGUACGCAUACAUACCGGCGUUAAACCGCACAAAUGUGCCGAAUGUGGUAAAAGAUUUUCACGUAAAAUGUUACUCAAACAACAUAUGCGUACACACAGCGGUGAGAAACCCUAUCAGUGUUCGGUUUGCGGAAAAUCAUUUGCUGAUCGCAGUAAUAUGACAUUACAUCAUCGUUUACAUUCCGGCAUUAAACCAUUUAAUUGUCCCAUUUGUCCGAAAGCUUUUACCAAGAAACAUCAUUUGAAAACACACUUAAACUAUCAUACCGGUUGUAAGCCAUAUGUCUGUCCACAUCCGAACUGUAAUCAGGCGUUUACGCAAUCUAGUAAUAUGCGUACACAUGCCAAAAAGUGUCAAUAUAGACCGUUACAAAUGGCAUAUCCGGUGGCACAGAAGUCAAAUACAAAUACAACAACUAACAUGAAUCAUUCAACAAUAUUGACAGCUGCCGCCGCCUCAGCAGUAACAUCUUCUUCCUUGACUAGUUCACUGACAACACAAAAUUUCAUGUUAAAUCCAAUUUCCCGUUUACCUUCAUCCAUGUCUCUUAACGUUGCCAGCAAUCAUGGUACAUUACCCACAAUCGCUACCAGCAACAGCAGCAGCAGCAACAGCACAAAUAAUAAUUGUAACAAUAGCAGCAACAUUCCUUUCAUACCUUCAACCACUUUAGCGGCUGGUAUUCGGAUGUUAUCCACUGUUACCUCAGCCUCUAUGUCGGCAAACACUAUACAAUCAUCAUCAUCUUCAACAUCAUCAUUAUCAUCAACAGCUUCGUCGCUAUUUCCGCCUGCUCAACAGCCUUUAUUAUCCACAUUACGUCCGUUUUGAUCAUAUAACUGUCUGGAUCAUUUAGUGUAUAUAUAUAGAUUGGGCAGUGUAUUUAUGUUUUUUUAGUGCAUUUAAAAGCGUAAUUAGCGCCUUAUGUCUUUAGUGCUUUAAUAUCUCAUUAUACUUUUUAAUUUCAACUGUGAUACAAUUAUAUAGUUUUUUUUUUCAUUAUUAUAUUUUUAUAUAAAACAUAAUCUUGUAAUGACAUUUAAUAACAAUGAU
Lucilia cuprina (Australian sheep blowfly) is the source of this 2993-nucleotide messenger RNA. RefSeq names its product zinc finger protein 135. Bases 651 to 2771 code for a protein of 706 amino acids. The record is from RefSeq and is a predicted model, not a curated record. NCBI's taxonomy places the organism in Eukaryota, Metazoa, Arthropoda, Insecta, Diptera, Calliphoridae. The transcript has 2 exons.